This is a messenger RNA of Saprolegnia diclina VS20, 1830 nucleotides long. RefSeq lists its product as hypothetical. The record is from RefSeq and is a predicted model, not a curated record. Gene Ontology annotation, cellular component: cytosol. The coding region runs from base 713 to 1603 and encodes 296 amino acids. Gene Ontology annotation, molecular function: protein kinase regulator activity. Gene Ontology annotation, biological process: cellular response to amino acid starvation; regulation of translation. The transcript is spliced from 2 exons. NCBI's taxonomy places the organism in Eukaryota, Oomycota, Saprolegniomycetes, Saprolegniales, Saprolegniaceae.
CUUGCACACGGCAGCCAGCAUUGAGACCGCUGGCGCGCGGCGACCUCUCGCCCGCCGCGAACCUCUCACUCGGCGGCGCGUCAGAUGCGAUCUCUACUCGAUUUCAAUCGAGUGGAGCUUUCGGCCCUCAGCAGCCACAUACAGUGGCCGUGCGCCUAUUGUCCUCGUCGUGCUUGGCACUUACCUUGUUCUCCAGGGCGUCGGCGCUGCGCUCGUUCGUGUUUGGCGCAAGGUUCCGUGUUUGCCCAUGACACACGAGCUCGAGAUUUUUGCGCUUUUUCCGCGCCUUCUCGUACUCGCACCACGUGGCCACGACGCUCGAGACACCAGCAAUUACCAAUGUUUAAAGCGACGACGCCGACAUUGACUGCGCGCGGACGACGCUCUGUACACCAAGACGUAGAAGGCCGCUUGGAGGCGCAGAUUUGUGAAAAUCUCGCGCGGAAGUGAGCCGCCAACCCGAGCGCGACAACCAAGAAGGUCGAGAACGACAAGGAAGAGCUCGAGGCGCAUCGGCAGCGCUUGUUGCGCAAAAGCAUGCGUUGCUUGAAGCAGCUCUGCGCCGGGCCGCCCUUGUCGUUCGAUCGUCGGUGACCUCGGCUAGCUCUCGACGCUCGUACAGGCUCGCCAAGCGGGCCGAAAGGCAAUACACAAAGCGCCAUGUGACGACGAAGGCGAGGACACCAAGGCGACCUUGGAUGCGUCCACGCCGAUGCUCUUGUCGAUUUUUGUCGUUCGCUUUGAAAGUGGCACCGAACGUCGCAUCUCGCCGCUGUCGGCGCUGGCCAACGGCAUGCAGCAGUUUCCCGACACGAUUGCGUCGACGCUCAUGGCUAAGUGCGAUGCGUUUGGCGCACCGGUCAUGUGCCGCCACAACGACAUGGAGGCUGACAGAGGCAUGGUGGCGCACCUCGGCGCGUGCAUGGAGCACUGCACCAAGACAGAGAUCCUCUCGCGCGACCACGUCAUGAGCUUAUUUCUCUCGGUUCGUAUCGCCAACAUGCAAGACCCGAACCGCAAGACGACGGACGCGAUGCAAGCGCUGCAGUCGAUGAAUUUUGUGCACUUGAUCGACGCGCCAUUGCUUGCGCUUGUGAUGUCCAUGCUUUUGCGCGGCUUGACAGACCGCAUCUCGGAGACGAAGAAGGCUGCACUUAUUUUCGACAACAUGUGCUCGAUGGUCAACGACGCCAAGGACCUCACACUGUACCUCGACACCAUCUGCCGGCAGACGAUGCUGCUCGACUCGAUUCCUGAGUGCCGCACGGUUUCGUCCAAAGCCCAUGGUAUGCUCGUCAAGGGCCAGAGCCACUUCGCGCACCUCGUGCCACGGGUAGCAAGCUAUAAAGUCGUUGGCGGUCGACGAUCGAGCGGUCGAGUUCGGCCAAGGGUCUCUGUGAGGUGCUCGUGCACCUUGGCCCGGACGCGCUUGAUCUCGAGAGUCUCUUGGACGAGUCAGACGGCGUCCGCGACGUUGCCAUGCACGCUGGCUCGAUCGUCGUCAAUGGCCACGCGCUUUCCAACUUGCUUGCGCUCGAGGCCGGUAUCUUCGACGACAACUGGCACAUUCGUGAGUCGCCGAUCUCGCUCCUUGGCGACUUGAUGCACUGCGUCAUGCCCGAGGUUGGCCCGAUCCUGCGCGCGGGCCUCGACCCGAUAGACCUCGCCGAUAUGCGCCUGGGCUACUGCUUGGGUCUUGCCGAGGUCAUCCAGUGCUCGCCCAAGGAGCAACUCGAAGAUUUCGUCAAGAGAUUUGUCGUGGCGCUCGAAAAUGCCCUUUGCAACGCACUGUCCGAGGUCCGCCGCGCGGCCAGUGAUACGUUUGAUGUC